Molecule: messenger RNA, 2463 nt
Organism: Hevea brasiliensis (rubber tree)
Lineage: Eukaryota; Viridiplantae; Streptophyta; Magnoliopsida; Malpighiales; Euphorbiaceae
Product: RING-H2 finger protein ATL47
Exons: 2
Coding region: 628-1779 (383 amino acids)
Source: RefSeq, a predicted model, not a curated record
AAAUUUGGAGGCUACUUAGUGGUGUUAACUUACACCCCCUUUCUCUCCAGAACCUUCCCUUCCAAGAUAUAUGAAAUUCACCCAACAAGCAAGAUCGUACCUUUGCUCUUUUAGGGUUAUCUCUCUCUCUCUCUCCCUCCGUGCAACAACCGCUGUCAAGGCUAGAGCUUGAGUGCUACCCUAAUCCAGUGAAAAGAAUGGGCUCCAUUAUGGCAGAUGUUUUCCGGGACUGAGGUAGGUAAACGACAACUCUUUGACAUCUCCAAAGUACUGAGAGAGGCCUUUCUUUCUUCCCUUCCUUUUUUACUUAUAAGGACAAUGACUUGGUUUUUAAUUUCAUGUGAAGCAAGAGAAAAAAUUUGUAUUUUUUUGGCUGCAAAAUCUCCUACUAAAGCAACCAUUUUGAUGCGAGAGUUUUUCUCCAAAUUCUUGAUUAAAAUUAGUUGGGUUUCCUGCAAGUGCAUGGAAUAAUGUGCCUGGUGCUUGUUUAGCUCGGUAUAUGAGUUGGGUUUGAUCUCAACGCGAAGGAAUAUAUGAGUUCUUUGGAGAUUGCAUAUUGGUGACAACGCUGUUUAAUCCGACAAAGUUUGAGAUAAUUGAUGGUGUUUGGUAUGGUGAUUGACUAAAAUGUAUUGGAUUCAGUCUCAAAUCAUCCACAAAGGUGGUCACUUGUCUCACCCUCCUCUCUCUUUGCUUUUAUCCUCCUCGUCUUCUCCCUCUCCUUCGUUGCCAUAUAAUAGCGAUCACCAGAAACAAUCUUCUUCUGGUAACAAAAUAAGCCCGACUAUAAUUUUUAUCAUAGUUAUUAUAGCUGUUAUAUUUUUCAUUUCUGGUCUUCUCCACUUGCUUGUUAGAUUUCUCGUAAAGCAUAGAUCUUCUUCUUCAGUGUCUGAAUCCAAUAGAUAUCCAGAAAUGUCCGGGCCUGAUGCUUUCCGAAGACAGCUACAGCAACUCUUCCAUCUUCAUGAUUCUGGCCUAGAUCAAGCUUUUAUUGAUUCAUUGCCUGUGUUUUUUUACAAGGAGAUUAUGGGUCUGAAAGAGCCAUUUGAUUGUGCGGUUUGCCUUUGUGAAUUCUCAGAGAAAGACGAGUUGAGAUUGCUUCCCGCAUGUAGUCAUGCUUUCCACAUUGAUUGUAUAGAUACAUGGUUACUAUCUAAUUCAACUUGCCCCCUUUGUAGAGGGACCCUUUAUACACCCGGACUUCCAUAUGAAAACCCAGUUUUUCAUUUUGAAGAACCAACGGAAGAUGGGUUUACAAGCACUGUAGGAAGUGGGGUAUCUCUUGGCCAAAAACCAGCAGAGAAUGAGAGAAUCAAUUCGAAAAGGGUAUUUUCUGUGAGACUAGGCAAGUUUAAAAGCUCUAACAGCGAAGCAGUAGAUAGAGGAGAGGGAGAGACCAGCAGCAGUAAUUUGGAUGCAAGGAGAUGUUAUUCAAUGGGGUCAUUCCAAUAUGUGGUUGCUGAUUUCGAUUUGCAAGUGGCUCUAUGCCCUGGCAGAGGUGCAGGUCCUGGUAGUGUCAAGCUUGUGAAAGGAAGAAAUGGACAAAAUGGGAAUUCACCAACUGAUGGGGAUGUUGAGGGGAAGAAGAUUAACAUUAGAAGUAAAGGCGAAAGCUUUUCUGUUUCCAAGAUAUGGCAAUGGUCUAAGAAAGAGAAAUUCAUUGCAUGCAAGGCUGAGAAAAUGCUUUUCUUUUUGCCACACUUUAGGCCUCGUGCUCCUGCAUACAAAAGCAGCAUUUUCCAAAAUCUUGCUUGUGAAUCACAAAGCUGUGAUCUUUGAAAGGGUAAUUCAAAAUGUCACAAGGUCUUGCAUUUUAUUUUCCCGCUGAGAAGCUGAGAGGCUUGCUACAUGAGAUGCCUUGGGGAAAUAGGUUACAGUAUAGUCAAAUCACAAGUUCCCUUUUGGCCAAAACAGUUCCUUCUUCUGUGUCGAAUGAUGCUGGUGGGAUCCAUGGAAAGUGGUUUGGGGGACUCUUGUGAUGAGGAGCCAAAUCGUUGACAUGAUGAGUGGGGUUGUAGGGUCCCCCCCACCCCCCGCCCAAGAAAAAAAAUCUUCCUGAUAGUUUGAUACCAUACGCCCCUUAAAAAAAUUAUUAAACAGAAAGAAAGAGAAAAAAAAAAGGUGGAAAAAACGGUGCUUCCCACCCUCCCUUCAAGACGUUUUUCUACAAAUAAAUUUUUUUUGGAACAGUGUACAAAUGUUUUCGUCAACACUUUCAUUUCUUCAUUAUUUUUUGCAUAUAUUCUAGCAUUUUAAGUAAGAGAUUUUUUUCUCUUACAAUAUUCAUAACUCUCUUUUUUCUUUCUCCAUUUACGGCCUUCUUUCUUUCGCUCCUAAAAUAGGUAGAUUUGUAUGUUUUAUCUCUGACAAAUUUGGUAUCUAAACUCCAAACCAAAUCCUUUGUGCCCGACUCAAGCAUCUAGGAAGUGAAAAGCCUUAUAUAUAUCUUUUUAUUUUAUUUUA